Gopherus evgoodei (Goodes thornscrub tortoise) is the source of this 3494-nucleotide messenger RNA. RefSeq names its product zinc finger protein 420-like. Gene Ontology annotation, cellular component: nucleus. Bases 453 to 2714 code for a protein of 753 amino acids. The record is from RefSeq and is a predicted model, not a curated record. The transcript is spliced from 3 exons. NCBI's taxonomy places the organism in Eukaryota, Metazoa, Chordata, Testudines, Testudinidae. Gene Ontology annotation, biological process: negative regulation of transcription by RNA polymerase II. Gene Ontology annotation, molecular function: DNA-binding transcription activator activity, RNA polymerase II-specific; RNA polymerase II cis-regulatory region sequence-specific DNA binding; DNA-binding transcription repressor activity, RNA polymerase II-specific.
AGGGUGCGGUAAACAUACUGAGCAGGCCUAUUGGCAGUGGGGAGGGGAGAACAUUCCCCCAUUUCUCAGAUCUGAAACAAACUCCCCGUACAGGGCUUGAAAAACUGAGCAGACUCCCAGUGCUGGAGCCUGACCCCACUGGCCCAACUCUGCUGUGAAAUAUGAGGGGAAGCUGUUGGGAUUCCUGUUCCUGUCCUCAGCUCAGAGCUCGGCUUCCUGUGCCAGCCUGUGGCUGGCAGGUGUGUGGGAAAUGAGAAGACCCUGCCCUGCUCCGUGUGCUGGGGGGGACAAGGAGCUCUCACCUUCUCCCACCCCAUGAAGCCUCCUGGCUGCUCUGAGCAGAGUGCGGGUGAGAAUCUGCUUCUCCGACCUUCCCAGAGCUUCCGAGAUUGUUUGUUUUCUUUUUCUUUCUUCCUGUCCUGUGAAUAUUGGGACUGUGGCUGGGGCAGCAGAUGCUGAGUGGGGGACUUUCGUUGUUUCAGAUGCCAGUGACCUUCGAGGAGGUGGCUGUGUAUUUCACCCAGGAGCAGGGGGCUCUGCUGGACCCAGCUCAGAAAGACCUCUACAGGGACGUCAUGCGGGAGAACUACGAGGCGGUGACCUCACUGGGAUUUCCCAUUCCCAAACCUGACCUGAUCGCACAGCUGGAACGAGGGGAAGAGCCGUGGGUACCCGAUCUCCAGGCCGGUGAGGAAAGAGAGGUCCUGAGAUGCACCUGCACAGCAGGUGCUGAGAGAGUCGGUGAGAAGGAGGAGGGGAAUCAUCAUGAGGAAGAUCCUGAGGAAGUGGAACAACAGUGCACAUUUAUGGGAAGAGCUGAAGGGAAUUUUUCCCAGUGCUGGGAAGAGGGAGAAGCCUGGGGAAAUUGGCACAGGUUAGAGAGGCUGAUGGGAAACCACCCAGGGAAGGAAGUGGAUGAAUCUAUUAACUGUGGGAUCGGAGAUAAGGAUCCCACAGCCCAGUGGAUAAAUCCCAAGGAAGAGAAACCCUACCACUGUCUACAGUGUGGGAAAGGAUUCAUUGUGAGAUCACAGCUUGUUACAAAUCAGACAAUCCAUGCGGGAGAGAACCCCCUUCAAUGCUUGGUCCCCGGGAAAAUCUUCAGUAUCUGCUCAGACGUUAAUUACCAUGGGAAAAACCACAUAGGAGAGAAAUCCUAUCAAUGCCUCGAGGGUGGGAACUGUUUGAAUUCAGCACUAAUUACACAUCAGAUAAACCACACAGGAGAGAGACCGCAAAAGUGCUUAGACUGUGGGAAAAGUUACACACAGCAAUCAGACCUUGUUAAACAUCAAGCAAUCCACAUAGGAGACAGACCCCACAAGUGUUUGGAUUGUGGGAAAAGUUUCAGAAACACAUCAGACCUUGUUAGACAUCAGGCAAUCCACACAGGAGAGAGACCCUAUAAGUGCUUAGACUGUGGAAAGAGUUUCACACAGCGAUCAUAUCUUGUAACACAUCAGAGGAUCCACACAGGAGAAAGACCCCAUAAGUGCUUGGACUGUGGGAAAUGUUUCAUAUGGAGGUCAGAACUUGUUAAACAUCAGAGAAGCCACACAGGAGAGAAACCCCAUAAGUGCUUAGACUGUGGGAAAUGUUACACACGGCGGUCAGGCCUUGUUUCACAUCAGGCAAUCCAUACAGGAGAGAGACCCCAUAAGUGUUUAGACUGUGGAAAAAGCUUUAUACGGAGGUCAGUCCUUGUUAGACAUCAGGCAAUCCACAGAGGAGAGAAAUCCCAUGAAGGUGUGGACUAUGGGAAAGGUUUCCUAUAUAGGUCAAACCUUGUUAAACAUCAGGCAAUCCACAUAGGAGACAGACCCCACAAGUGCUUGGACUGUGGGAAAACUUUCAGAAACACAUCAGACCUUGUUAAACAUCAAGCAUUCCACACAGGAGGGAGACCCCAUAAGUGCUUAGACUGUGGGAAAAGUUACAUACGAAGUUCAGAGCUUGUUAGACAUCAGAGAACCCACACUGGAGAGAGACCCCAUAAGUGCUUAGACUGUGGAAAGAGUUUCACACAGCGAUCAUAUGUUGUAACACAUCAGAGGAUCCACACAGGAGAGAGACCGCAUAAGUGCUUGAACUGUGGGAAAAGUUUCAUAUGGAGGUCAGACCUUGUUAAACAUCAGGCAAUCCACACAGGAGAGCGACCCCAUAAGUGCUUAGACUGUGGGAAAAGUUACACACGGCGUUCAGACCUUGUUAGGCAUCAGGCAAUCCACACAGGAGAGAGACCCCAUAAGUGCUUAGACUGUGGAAAAAGCUUCGUACGGAGGUCAAUCCUUGUUAGACAUCAGGCAAACCACACAGGAGAGAAAUCCCAUAAGUGCUUAGAUUGCGGGAAAAGUUUCAUAUCGAGGUCAGAACUUCUUAAGCAUCAGAAAAUCCACACAGGAGAGAGACCUCACAAGUGUGUGAACUGUGGGAAAAGCUUCGUACGGAGAUCAGCCCUUGUUAAACAUCAGAAAAUCCACACAAGAGAGAGACCCUAUAAGUGUUUGGACUGUGGGGAAAGUUUCAGAAUUCCAUCAUCCCUUGUUUUACAUCACAGAUUCCACACAGGAGAGAGAUCCCACAAUUGUUUAGUCUGUGGAAAAGGUUUCAUAUGUAGGUCACACCUUGUUAGACAUCAGAGAAUCCACACAGGCGAGAGCCCCCACAGUGCUUGGACUGUGGGGAAAUUUCACGCAGAGAUCACACCUCAUUGAACAUGAGAGAAUCCACACAGGAUCUAAACUCCUCGGACACAGAGACAGAAAGUGUUAAGGAAAUUGCAUGUAAUUGACCUAGAUUCAACCUUUAGAGACAUGUUACAAAAAUGUGUGUCCUCCUGAGAUAAACUAGAGGUCGAAAGGUAAAGGUGUAUUGUUAAAGACAUGGAAGAAGAUGGUAACUGUAGUAGUCUCUGUUUAGCUGUAUCUUGUUAGAGGUUAACAAUGGAAAUAAACAGUUCCUGCCUAGGGCUCUAUUCUGUGAAUUCAGAGAUCAAAAGGGAACAUUAACAUUUAGACAAAACUUGGCUGUAUUAAUGUCAUUGUUCGUCUCCUGAAAGUUUGUGGUAAACUGUCUAUGAACUGCUUUAUGGAGAAUCACCUCAUGUUAAUCCAUGUUAUUAAUUACCAGUGAUGUUUAGGAAAUAGAAGGUUACUUCACAAGCCUGUUGUUCAGCCAAGACGUGCUGUCGAGAUGCUGUAAAAAUGAUCCUUUCUUCUCUGAUCUGCCCAAGCGUUAUUCGGGGUGGGAGUGAGGGAGUGUGAGUCGGAAGUCGAACAUCUCCAGUCCCAUCUGGAACGCCCUGACACUGAAAUUGGACGUUGGACUGGAACUUGAUGAAAUGAUUCUGUAAAGGACUCUUUGCAAUUCUAAAGCAUCAUCUCUACAGUGAAACUGACCUAAGGACUCGAUGCAUCUCUGUAUGGAUAAUAAUCGUUUAAGCAGCACACUCUCUCUUUUCUUCUUUUAAUAAAUCUUAGUUGAGUUAAUAAGAA